UCUGCAUGACAUUGAAGCUACCACACGUGCGAAGUAGCGAGAAAUAGAAACGUCAGGUAGUUUUAGCGGUUAUCAUCUAGUUUACGUACGUGUAUCUCCUGAUAGUCAACUCUGAAUUAUACAUGGAAGACUACAUGUUAACCUGAAGAAUUCAUAAAGCAAUCCAGUAUUAGUCAUGGCAACCACAUAUCAGCAGAGUGGCAGAGAAUCCCCAGCCAAGUACCAGGAGGUGGACACCAGCCCAGUUGGGGAUCCCACAGCCGACCAAGGUUCAACUCCCAAGAUGAAUGCAGAUGCGAUAUUACAGAAGCUUGGGGCCUAUGGACGAUAUCAGGUACUGGUGUUUGUGUCACUGGCCUUUGUUUACAUGAGGGGGGCAUGGCCUGUCCUAGCAAGUAUAUUCCUGGCCGCUGACCCUGGACACCACUGCAGGGUGCCUAGCAACACAUCCCUCAAUGUGUCCCUUCCUGGCAAGGUUGAUGACGAUGGGACAUGGACCCCUGACCAGUGUGUUAUGUAUGUCCCUGGGAGUGACCGAAACCAGACACAGAGUUGUAGUAAUGGCUGGCAGUAUGGGGAUCAGUUUGAUUCUACCAUUCUAAUGGAGUGGGACCUAGUCUGUGAUGACAGCUACCUGGGAGAACUCUCCACCACCAUCUACAUGGUCGGAAACACAUGUGGAGCCAUACUGUUGACUCCACUCUCGGAUAAGUUUGGUCGUAAGAAGAUGAUCCUGUUCAUGUUGUGGAUACAGGGUGUUUUUGGUGUCGCGACAGCAUUCGCCAAUAGCUACAUCCUCUUCACUGUCCUGCGCUUCUUCAUCGCCGCUCUCAACAUGCCUAUAGCACUUACAACCUAUGUGAUGAUGACAGAGGUAUUCCCUGCCUCCCACCGAGCCCUACCAUCUGUGGGCAUCAACUGUUUUUGGGGUAUCGGCCUGAUUUUCUUGUCCGUAUUCGGCUACCUAGUGCGAGACUGGAGUCACCUACAGCUGUUAAUCUCCAUCCCAAACUUCCUCACAGUCAUGUACUACUUUUUCCUCCCAGAGUCUAUACCAUGGUUGGUGGCAUCCAAUAAGUAUACAGAGGCAGAACAGGCUGCUAGAACUGCUGCCAAGAUCAACAAUAUCACCCUACCCGAGUUUCUGUUCAAUAGGGAAGUUACAUCUGUUGAAACACACACUGAAGGACAGAGCCAGGAGGCACUGGUUAGGGCGAGAGCACUUGUUAAAAAAUACACAAUACUGGAUCUGUUUAAAACUCCCAAACUCAGGCGCUAUACCCUCAUCCUGUUGUACCUCUGGGCAGCCAACAGUUUGAGUUACUUUGGUAUUCUAUUCGCCACACCUAAUCUGCAUGGUAAUCUGUUCCUAAAUCUUGGCAUCAGUGGAGCAGUUGAGAUACCUGCACUGUUUAUUUGUAUGUGGACGAUGCAAGUGUAUGGACGGCGGAGACCUCAUGUAGUAUUCCUACUUUUGUGUGGGGUCAUGAAUAUUAUUACAAUUUUUGUUCCAGAAAAAACAGAAUCUGGAACUGAUUUAACUCCCCUGAUCAUAUUCUUGGCUAUGGUUGGAAAGUUUGGUAUCACAGCUUCGUACUCGGUGGCUUACCUGUACGCAUCUGAAAUAUUUCCCACUGUUGUCAGGAACCAUGCUGUUGGUCUGGCCUCGUUCUUUGAAAACAUUGGUGGUAUUGCAGCUCCGUUCAUUGUAUACGCUGCGACAAGUGACUCGAUGAAGAAGUUACCGCUGGUGAUAUUUGGUGUCAUCACCUUAGUGGCUGGAAUCUUGUGCAUCUUCCUUCCUGAAACACACAAAUGUCCUCUCCCAGAUACAAUCGAAGACGUGGAAAAACUAAGUGGGAAAAGAAGGUUCAGAGACAAUCCCACUCGGGACAACACUGACACAGACGCUGAGGAUGGCACACGGCUGUGAAUACUUACUGGAGAAGAACUUUCAGUUCUGUAAUUUGAUCCAGUCAUGAUCCUAGGAGAUUCUGUUUAGUGCUACGUUAAUGUUCUUAUUAACUGAAGGGGAAUGUGAACUGCCACGCACAUCACAUGAUGUCUAACAAAAUCACAACAUUGUCAUCUUGUCCCUGACAUUUAAUUCUUUAGAUCUGGGAACCUGUUACAUUUGUCUGGAUAUACAUGCUUUUUUCCUGUGUCAAUUUCUGACAUAACUCAGCAUUCAUUAUUUGUGGAAUUGAUGAACUGAAUUCAUUUUUUAUCAGAUAUUGUUCAGAUCAAUGCAGAAAUGUGUUGUGUGCUAAAUCACAAUUUGAAAAAAUUGAGUGAUUGUUAUAACAGAAAGUGCUGAUUUAUUAAGAACUUAGUGGUAAUUUGCUUAAAAUCAUUUGAUUUUUAUGAAAUUUUGUAAUCAUGGAAAAUUUAUAAAACUAAGGCUUUGUACAUUUGAGCAAAAUAUUUGCAUGAACAAUUUCAUAGGAAGGGAGAUAACUCACAUAGUGAUAUAUCCUCAAUUAUAGAUAUGAAAAUUGUUGAAGAUGAUUAUUUUUAACUGAAAAAAAUCAAUAGAAACUCAAAUCAAUAUUGCUAUGACUUAUAUUUGCAAAUAAGAACUUUCAAAACUUUUGUUUUUUAAAUGGCAAUAAAUAAUGUUUCUUUCAAAAUAUCACAUCAUCUAUUAUAUAAACCUAGUUUGGACUGGUGUGUUAGGUGUGUGGCGCUGGUUUACAACAUGUACCUGGCAGAUGUUGAUGGGAUCAGUGUUAUAGUUAUACAUGUAUAAAGUGCCUGCCUAACACUAUCCAACCCAUAUGUCUGUAAUAGUACUUAGAAAUAGUGUACUAGAGUUAGCAAGGCGCUAUAUCUGUAUUACUAGAUUCUUGUUUGAUUUGAAGGAGUAUUUGUAAAACUAAUAAGAUAUAAGAUAUCUGGUUUAAGUAGUAAGAAAAACUUUUUGUAUAAUUAUUUUGUAAUAAUUGUUGGUUUUAUGUAUCACAAUAAGACAUAUUGUGGCCCCUGCUUAACGAAGUUGACUGGGGAUGUACAAACAAGUUCUGUUUGUUGGUGUGUCUGUCUAUCCAUGAACAAUUAUUGCCUUCUGCGUUAUUGUUUUCAAGAAAUUUCCAGGUUUCAUGGAAACAGAGUGUAAAGUAUGUAUAUUUGUACAUUUUUGUGUGUAUAUGCAUUUCCAGAGCAUAUCCCAAAAUCUUAUAGAUUUGUUAUUAGAAUUUUCAACAAGAGGUGUUUUGGACUUUCUGAUCUGAAGAAAAUUUUAUUUGUCAUGGAAAUGGUGUUUUGAUUUUAAAAAUUAACACUGCAGAGGGAUGCCUUUAAAUACUUUCUGGUUUCUGUUUUCAAGAAAUUUCUAGUUAUUAAGGAAACUGUGUACAACACAUUUUGUUUCCAUAUCUCAAAAAUAUUUUCAGAUUUGUUUUUGACAUUGAAAAUGAAUGUGUUAGUUGUUUUCACUGUAACAGAGGGGACCAUGGUAUAGUGUUGACAGUCCUGUUGUUGGUUUUGCGUAUCAAAUAAGAUAUUGUUGGUUUUAGUCAGUAAUGAUAGGCUUUGUUGCUUAUAUGCAUUUAAUAAUAAAACGUAUUGUUGGUUUUAUAUAUUUUUGUCGUUGGGUUUUACAUAUUAUGAGUAUUGUUGAUUUUUUUUUUUUAAUUUCUUUAAUUUUUGAAGAUUUUUCAACAGUACAUAAUACAUUUACAAUUAAUUUUCCCAUACAACAUACACACACUCAUUCCAUUUCUAGUCAUUAGCAAAUAUUCUAACACUAUAUUAAAGAUACAUAAUUUUUAUUGUUAAUAGUGUAGCUGCAUAUAAUUAUGAUAUGUACUGUUUUUAAGAAAGAAAAGAUUGAGAGAGAUAAGAAUUAAAGGAAGAAUAGAAUCAACAUAGAGAAGGAGAACCUGAAUAAGAGGGAGAAGGGGUUCAUGCUGACAUGACAAAGGACUUGAUGUAUUUAUUAAAAGAAUAUAACUCGUUCAUGAGUAAAGUCUCUGAUUAAUGUUAUUUUUAUUAUAAUAUUAUAUUAAUAUUAAUAUUGCCAGGGACUUUGACCAGUUUUUGUAUCAACUAUAUUUCCAUACACAUACAUAUUGUAAAUAUUUGUAGAAUAUAGAUAUCACUAUAGAGGAUAUAAAAAUAUGACAUUGAUAGUUAAUCAUACCAAGAUUCACCCAACUUGAGACUUAGAGGAUUAUAUGUUAUGAUUAGUUUCUAUACGUUAUUCAUGCUAAUUAUCAUUGUGCAAUUUACCACUACUUCGUGUCUUUUCAAACCGUGUUCAUUGCUGAAUAAACAUAUUUUAAAGUAAACGGAACAGAGUCCCAUUUAAGACUGAAUGAUAGUAUAUGAUUCUGAACCAUGUUAAGGCAAAGUACACCACAUUCUAGACAUAGAUUCUUGUAUAAAAAGUAAAAUGUAUAAAAAAAUAUCUGAGAGAAUUUUCAAUAAGGAACAAUGCUACUUAAGAGACUACAAGUAAUAAUAGCAGGACAUACCAAGUUUUGUUGAGAGUAAAAUCAAGCAAGACUGAAGCAAUGAGAUAACAAAGGGCAAUAACUCUUACAGAAAAACACGACUUCCUAUCAUAUUCAUAAAGUUUACCAAGUUCAGAUAUCAGUUACAAUACAAGAAGUGAUCACCAGGCAAACGUGUCUAUGCAGAGGACAGACAUGGAAAUCGCAUAUCUCGUAUCAUUUUAAACGAGAAUGAAACAUCUAAGUAUUUCUAUAUUUUAUGUAGAGACCAGUAAUCUUUCCCAUUUUUUCCAUUCAUUCUUAAAGAUGGUAAGAUAAUUUUCCCCUUUACCAGUAGCUACAAUAUAUUUUUGAGUGUGAUAUGUUUCUUUAAUACAGUUUUUCAGAGCUGAUAAAGACAGGCUCUUUUCCUGGCAUCUUGUGUUGUACAAAUAUUGCUUCAUAACUAAAAUAAUUCAGUUAUCAACAUUGUUUUUUCCCUCAUAAAAUCCAAAGAUAAAAGACUACUUGUUGAAAGUAAAGGGAAUGAAUAAUAAAUCUAACAAAAAUUCAAAACUUGUCAAAAACAACUGUACUUUUUCACAUUCCCAUAAUGCAUUAACUAUCGUUUCAUUCUCAGUAUUACAACGACUACAGAAUGGACUAUAGACUAGGCCUUUUUUGUAAAUAUAUGAAUUUGUAGUUAGAAUAUAUUGAUUUAUUCUAAAUUGAAGCCAUUGUAAUUUUGUUUUUGUGCAAAUUUUAUUUUUUUAUUUUUUUUAGUAUUGAUUUUAAUAAGACAUCUUGUUUGGUUUAUAUAGCUUUUAGAGAUCGUGUUGGUUUCAAGUGUUGUUGUAAAUAUAUGAAGAGAUAUUAAGAACUAAUUAGCGAUAUUAUUUGUUUGCAAUUGUAAUCAGAGAUAUUAUUUGUUGUAAGAUGUAAUCAGAGAUAUGGUUUUAAUUAGUAAUAUGGCAUUGUAACAAAUACACAUCCCCCUCAAUCACAAUGUGAUCAACAGUCUGUUAUGAACAUAUAAAUCACCUUACAUCUUGCCAACAGUGCAUAAUUAACACAUCACUAGUAGUUUCAUUCUCUGAUAAUGAAUUUCAUUGUGCACACAUCCCUAUAUUUCUAAAUCCACUUGUAUACCUAUGAUUGAGUCCCAGUUGAGUUAAGAAAGUUGUUUAUGUACAACGUAGUAAAGAUUUUCUCUAUUUAGUAGAUGUUUAUGUUGACCUUGGAUAGAACAUAUCAGGAAACUCCCAUACUUUAUCAUUGUAUGGGAAAUUUCAUCAAAAUCUAUUUAGAAAUGUAGUGGUUACAGUGACGGUGACAUUGGCCUUCGACUUUUGUAACCUUUUGAGCACAUUUGAGAUAUUCUCAUUGUCAGCCAUUGUAUGAUUUUUUUAUCAAUAUCCCUGUAGAAAUGAAAUCAUCGGAGUGAGAACAAGAACAUUCCAUGAUUACUGGUACAUGUAAUAAGGGUGAAUAGUAUUCUCCUCAAACUCAUGUAGAAGUGAAAUCAUCGGAGUGAGGACAAACCUUUUUAUGAAGGAUAAUGGUGACCUUAACAAGGCUUUAGCUGUCAGAGAUACAAAUUAGUACAAGAUAUUCUAUUACUUGACUACACUAUGAAGAUGGAUCAAAAUCUGUCCAGAAAUGAAGUCACAAGUACUAGUGUGAUGAUGAGUAUUUUCUGUAAACUGUGAUCUUGACAUUCUGAAACAUGAACUCUUUCAAAAAUAUUUUCAUAUUUGACUGAUGUAUGAAUUUGUAUUGAGUUAUGUUAAGAAUGAGUGACAACAAAGAUUUGAGGAUGUAUUUAAGAAUGGAACUUUUAUAAAUUGCAUUGGAGCUCAGAAUGAAAUGUCUUUGGUUUCUGUGUCCUGUGAUACUUUUACCAACAUACUUGGCCGCUGAAAUGUAAAAUCGUGCACAUUUUUUAACCUUAAUCAUUUAUAUAUAUCAGACUGAUACGAUCAAAAAGUAUUGCUGCUCGUGGUGUUCUUACUAAUGGGCCAGUUAGUUCAAUAACCUGAUAAAUUGACUACAAAAUGCAUGAUCAAUUUUUUUCGUUACAAUUAUGUGUAGAUAUUAUGUAGUUUUCAAUAGAACGAUUCAUGACUUUAAGCCUAUCUCCUUGCUAGAUAUAACAAGAGAAAAGCAGCAGAAUUUCCCUGAUAUUAUUUCUAUAAGUGCUAUAUUGGCAUCAUCACUGACUUACUUUCAUGCCUGAUUAAUUUAGAAACAUAGAUCACAGAUUCAGUGUAUGAAGGAAGGUGUUUCUUACAUUGCAUCAUUGUUUAUUUGUGUAAGCAACUGGCAACAACAGCAUGGAGGAUUCUUUUAUGUAUUUCUUUAAAGUAAUUAUUAAUAAUUUGAGGUUCUUAUAUACCGCUUUAUCACAACCUAGUGCAUAGAUCAUCUCAAAGCAUUUCACAAAUUAUUAUCCGUGGUUAUAGGGCCUUUGCAACCAGCCAAUAUCUUUCUCAACUCCCUGGGGAGUAUACAGCCAGUGCUGUCAUUUCAGCGCUCGCAGCUAGCAUUCAACAAUUCUAGCACUACUCAAACACGCACUCAUUUACAGCUAAUUACACUGUAACAA
Mizuhopecten yessoensis (Yesso scallop) is the source of this 7038-nucleotide messenger RNA. Its product is annotated as organic cation transporter protein-like. Gene Ontology annotation, molecular function: transmembrane transporter activity. The record is from RefSeq and is a predicted model, not a curated record. Lineage: Eukaryota; Metazoa; Mollusca; Bivalvia; Pectinida; Pectinidae. Bases 176 to 1933 code for a protein of 585 amino acids. Gene Ontology annotation, cellular component: membrane. Gene Ontology annotation, biological process: transmembrane transport. The transcript has 12 exons.